AUGCUUUCAGACAACACCAGCCGGAUCUGGCCAGUUGCCGCAGCAGUUGCUCUCGUGAGUCGUGACCUCUCCCGCUUCCAGCUCCGUCCCGGGUGCAUUUAUAUCCCGGCCUGCUCUGCAGUGCCGGCCAGUCAGCAGCAUCUUCCCCAAGGAGCACCCAUGAGGUUCGGCAUCGCUUUCCUCCUGCUGGGGCUCCUCACCCUCUGGGCCCGCUUCGCCCCUGCCUCUGCCUCUAGCUACAUCUGCCAGCUCCCCAAGAAGGUGGGGGACUGCCACGGCUCAUCUCUCCGCUGGUACUACAAUUCAGGCAGAGGGAUGUGUCUGAAGUUCUACUACAGUGGCUGCAAAGGGAACAGGAACAACUUCGGAUCCCUGAAAGCAUGCAGAUCCCGUUGUGGCGGCCACGGUUAAGCCAAGGAGUUCCGUCUGGGAUGAGCCAGGAAGGAGCCGCUUGGAUGUGAAGCCCUGCUGCGCCUUUCCUCUGCUCCUUCUGGGAGGUGGCUGACAUGGCCCCAACCGCAGCACUGUCCUAAUAAAUGGGGUUUCUCC
Molecule: messenger RNA, 549 nt
Organism: Eublepharis macularius
Lineage: Eukaryota; Metazoa; Chordata; Lepidosauria; Squamata; Eublepharidae
Product: kunitz-type serine protease inhibitor textilinin-4-like
Exons: 3
Coding region: 1-411 (136 amino acids)
Molecular function (GO): serine-type endopeptidase inhibitor activity
Source: RefSeq, a predicted model, not a curated record